Messenger RNA from Belonocnema kinseyi, 1146 nucleotides. RefSeq lists its product as uncharacterized. NCBI's taxonomy places the organism in Eukaryota, Metazoa, Arthropoda, Insecta, Hymenoptera, Cynipidae. The transcript is spliced from 6 exons. The coding region runs from base 49 to 1110 and encodes 353 amino acids. The record is from RefSeq and is a predicted model, not a curated record.
AUAUGACCUCAGUCAGUUUCACGGUGAUCUGCAGUGAGAUUUUCCAAAAUGUUCAAAAUCGCUUCAUUUUAUUUUCUACUAUUCACUAUUUUUUCUUAUGUGGUGACUGAAGAAACAAAAGAUACUUAUUCUGACAAAUAUGACUACAUAGACGUUGAUGAGAUUUUGGCAAAUCCACGAAUGGCAGAUACUUACUAUAAAUGUUUUAUGGAUCUUGGACCAUGUAUAACGGCAGAUCAAAAAUUCUUUAGAGAUUUUAUACCAGAGGUUUUCGCAACUCAGUGCAGAAAAUGCACUGAAAAACAAAAAAUAAUGUUCGACAAAACUGCUGAUCACUAUUCAUCGAAACUUCCAGAAAAAUGGGAAGCUGUUAUCAAAAAAUACGUUAUUGAUCGAGCUGGUUUAGGUACCGACAAAAAAUCAAUGCCUAUUCCUGCUGGCCAACAGAAAAACUACUAUUGGCGAGAAAAUUCGAGUCCUCUGGCUUUGACGUUGAAAAAGUGCGUGAAGAAAAAACGGGAGCGGAUUGGAGCCACCCUGAAGUUAGUUGACGAGCGCAGCUCAACUCUCGCAUGCGGUGAACCGUCGGCCCGUAAAAGAGGGGCUGGCGAAGCAGCGUGUGUGUCCUACAUACGCGCGAACGCUUGCUGCUGGUCUACAAAGGGUUCUCCGCAUGUGAGAGCCGAGCUUUUUCUUCAGUUUACUUCUUUAGUUCAUAGCCAAGCCCUGCCCCAACAACCCUUGGUAAAAAUGUAUAAAAAUUUUGUAGUUUUAAUUUUGUUUUUUUCUUUAACUGUUUGCAUUUUGUCAGAAAAAAUAGAACUUUAUUCCGACAAAUAUGAUUACGUCGACAUCGACCAAGUUUUGAGCAACGAUCGUGUUCGGCAUCAAUAUUACCGAUGUUUCCUUGGCACUGGCCCUUGUCUUUCUCCUGAUGCCAAAUUUUUAAAAGAUAAACUUCCUGAGGCCCUCGUGACGAAAUGUAAAAAAUGUACCGAGAAGCAAAAAGUAGGUUUCGAAAAGGUUGUUUUGUAUUACACAGAAAAAGAACCAGAAGCUUGGAAUCAUGUUUUAAGAAAAGCGGUCAACGAUUUCAAGAGGCCCAUAUGAAUUAUUAUAAAUAAAACGAAUUGUUUUAAAUUAAAA